Messenger RNA from Carcharodon carcharias (great white shark), 4725 nucleotides. RefSeq names its product reticulophagy regulator family member 3 (gene retreg3). Bases 162 to 1688 code for a protein of 508 amino acids. NCBI's taxonomy places the organism in Eukaryota, Metazoa, Chordata, Chondrichthyes, Lamniformes, Lamnidae. Gene Ontology annotation, biological process: reticulophagy. The transcript is spliced from 11 exons. The record is from RefSeq and is a predicted model, not a curated record.
CCCGGCUAGCGCAUGCGCACAAACCGAGCAACCGGAGUAGGGAUAAUCGGGAAUUGUGCAGUUGAUCCAGUCUCGUUAAUCCGAAUUAACUCAGAUUCAUUUCGAAUAUAGGGCGGGUGCUCUGGGACAUCGCAGAAAUAUCCAGGCAGCCCGUCACCAAGAUGGAUGCAAGGACAGUGACAGGAGGGCCUGUCGGCUGCCAACGGACUCCGGGUUCAGACCCAGAGCCGGACCCCAGUCAUCAUCUCCGGCAGCAGCAGCUACUCCGCGUCCUGGGACACUACGAGCCGGUGCUGACUUACUGGCAGAGCGUGUUGGUGUGGGAGAGGCCGCUGCACAGCCUGCUCCUGUACCUGAGCGUCAACGCCGGCUUCUGGUUUCUGGCACUAACCCCAUUUAGGCUGGUAUUCCUCAUUGCAUUCGGUCUGAUUAUUAUUGUGUGUCUUGACACCUGGAAGAACAGAAUCUGGCCUGAACUCCGAGAAGAAGACACAGAAAAAGUCCCAAGAAUAUUAGAAAAUCAAGAGGCAAAGGGCGGGAGGAACUUAAAAUAUGAUCACUACAGAAAAGUGACCCACAUGGAGGACAGUGAUGCUGAAAGCUGGGGCCUUGUUCACCCAAAACUACUCAGCGUUCCUGAACUUUGUCACAGAAUGGCAGAGCUGUCACUCAGUGCAGAGAGGUUCUUGAAGAACUUGUACCAUUUUAAAAAACAGAAUCCUGGCAAGUUUUGCCUUUUAGCUUCUGGUGUGUUCACAUUCCUGGCUGUAAUUGGACGCUAUAUUCCUGGUCUCCUCAUGUGCUACGUCAGCUUGAUUGGCAUACUGCUCUGGCCCUUGGCUAUUUAUCACCAAUUGGGGCUAAAGAUUUAUGCCAGAAUUGAACCUUUGCUUAGGCGGCUGGAUUUCAGCAUGAAGGGAUACAUGGUGACAAAACAACGGGAGCGACAGUUGCAUCAUCAAGCAAUGGCUGUCAGAACUGCAGAUGAUGGAAGUGACAGUGAAGCUGAGUUGGCUGCCUUCUGCCCUAAGCUUGAUGACUCCAUAAUAGCGAAGGAACUGGAAAUUUCAGACUCUGAGCAUUCUGACACUGAGGUGUCGUAUGCUGAGAAUGGAACUUUCAACUUAUCCCGAGGACAGACUCCAAUAACAGACGGUUCUGAAGAUCUUGAUCGUCAUAGUGACCCAGAGGAGUCGUUUGCGAGAGAUCUACCAGAAUUCCCCUCAAUAAAUCCAAAUGCAACUGGAGUGGAUGAUGAUGAUGAUGAUACCAGCCUGGGUAUUCCAACUGUUCCCUACCAGACUUUGGCACAGGAAGACGAGAGCUUGUUUUCAGAUCAAGAGGAUAUUGAUGUAGAUAUAUCCCUCAGUGGGCUGCCAUCACCCCUAAAUUUCGCAGGUAGCCAGGGCCUUUCUCUGGCAGGGGCACUAGCCAGCAAUAUGAUGGCGGCUGCACUGUUGAGCCCAGAUCAAGAAGCCCAAAUGGUGAGGGACAAUCCUCCAAGGAUUGCUUCACAGACCUGUCACGAACACUCGGGUACAGAAAUGGACACUGAUGUAGAGGGGGAUGAUUUUGAACUGUUGGAUCAGUCAGAGCUGAAUCAGUAUGAGAGCAUCACUUCACAGGAUCGGGGCUCACGGCAACACCCGAAGACAGGGUUCCUUUCAAACUUUCUCCGAAAACAGUAGGUUUGUGGGUGUUGGGGUUGCCAGUGACACCACACUGGGCCCAGUCGACAUUCAUCGGAAGGCAAGGUUGCCAUAACACCCUUGUUGCAAAACCACUGGUGUGUCUAUUAUUCCUGCUGCUGUUCUGCAUAGUUUAAAAUAGUGAUUUCCCCGGUGGUUAUCAUUUCUUCCUCACGAUGGACAGCAUUUCACAACUAAGAGAGACGUAGAACUUAUUGCUAUCUGCCAUUGCAGGUUUAUUUGGUGUCCCUUCUAGUUCCUUGGGUUUGAAAUGCUGCCAUCCCAGGAAAAGUUGUUGCAAGGAAUGAUGAAGCUUUACGGAACAUCUGGACUUAAAAAAUUGUGCUAAUCAACAAGUGUUGUUGAUUCUAACUCAAGGUUAGUUUUUUAAGGAAUGGAAGUUCUGCAACCUUUACUGCGGUAUUUUUGAUGCAUAGAUUAUCAUUCUGUCUCAUUGGUAAGAAAGCUGAUUACCUGUAAGAGUGCACCAUCUCUGUUUAUAGCUUCUGCUUCAAAAAAUAGAAACCAUCCACAGAAUGUUGUUGACAAACAAAGUGUGGUGUUGGUGCAGGUAGUCCAAACAUAAUUUGAUUAGUUGGAUUGUAAUCUCAUCAGAUCUACAAAAUACACCAUUUAGCACUUAUUAGUGAGGAUUAGGAUUGUGCAGUGAGGAAACAAGCAGCAAGGUUCAUCAUCAGCGGAGAUUAAUGUUAUUAUGGCUCAUUCAAAAUAACAAGAUUGGAAAAGUUCCAGGAUUAAAACGAUGAGCUCUGCCCUCAGCUAGAGACAGCAAUAACUAGAUUGUUUAGGGGGAGAGGAGGUUGGGAUUUCUGGGUAAGUAAAUGUAGAGCAAGCUUUCAUGUUCAAUUCACCCAUUAUACUUUGAAGAAAAGGUCACAAUCUAGCAAAACUGAACAUUGAGGAAUAGACUGUUUACAAUUAAUGGAGGCUUGUUCUUUAAACCCUGGUGAAGAAACCUGCAGGAUUUUUGUAAGACAUGGUGAUUUGUGUUUUAUCUCUUACAUAAUGUAAAAUGCUUCAUUCUGAGGGGAUGCAAAGUCUUGUGAGUUUGAAUUGAUCGCUAAAUACUCCUUUCUUCCAUUGUGCUGUUUAUUUUUGACCUUGAUUACACUGAGCUUCUGGCUGCAGCUGCACUAUUCCUCAAACUUCAUCUCGGUUUAAUUUUUUCCAGCCUGGUUUCUAAGAUCACCACAUUGUAGAUGGCAAAACUGUCAGUUUUCAUUGGUGACCAGAUUUUCAGCUCAGACUAUGUUAUACCUAAAAUGUACAUGACCCAGAUCUAAGGAGUCAAAAACAGCUGAGUUUGGGAUAGGUUGUAUGGGUGUGAACUGGAUAUGGAUACUUGUCUGUCAGAUAUAUAUGUGUGUAAAGCCCAAAGGCUCAGGCUGUGAACAAUAAGGAGAGCUGCCUCUUUUGCCUGCUUUAGAGCAGAUCAGAGAUGCAGCUUUAGGAAUGGAUUGGGUGGCAGAGGGAACCGGAUUGGUUUAGUGGACCUCCCAGGUUCUACAAUGAUGCAAUAUCUUCCAUUCCUCCUACAGCUGAGAAAUCUAAACCUCAAACUGUUUAAGUGCUGUACCUGUGCAAUUUGUCAGUGAAUAAUACAGACUUUAUAUCACCGCCUUUAGAAUAUUGCAGCUUCUCUCUAACCAAAAGCAGUAUUUCUGACUGCAGUAAUUUAAAUGCAACGUCACAUCCCUUUCUCUCCACUGAGAUUUAUUUGGCCACAUUUGCUCAAUUAGGGAAGGAAAAAGCAAAUCAAAAUAUUUUAUGAAAUGGAAAAUUAGCAUUGAACGAUGCAGCGUCAACGAAUGCCGUGUGCGGUGUAACCCAGAACUGUGCAUUAUGCAUAGGAGGUGUAAUUUUAUAAAUGUUGUUUUGAGUCAGGCACAAACCCUUUUAAGGCUUAAAAUAUUUUAAUACAUGUUCAUUACCCUUUGAAGCUGUUUUUUUUUAAAUAAAAUAUUUGAUAUUGCAGGACUUUGGUCCUUUGUAGCUUUUUUAAUAGAAAAUCAAAUACUGCAGGUCCUUGAAAUCUGAAAUAAAUACAAAAUGUUGGCAACACUCAGCAGAUCAAGCAGCAUCAGUGGUCAGAGAACAGGAUUAACAUUUCAGGUUGAUGACUUUUCCAUACGAAGCUUUUUAAUAUCCUGCUCCAGUUACAAACUUAAUAUUGAAAGGCUGAGUAAAGAUUAUAUUGUUAUUUCUUAUACUGGAUUAGCAGCUGGCUGUACAGGCAGCAAAGGAACCGUUGGCUUAAAUACUGUAACAAAGCAAAUAAAAUCCAUUUUUGUACAUUAUGGAUUAUUUAGUGUUGAUGCUUUUCCUGGAUAUGAUCUGCUGUCCUCCUUUCCCUCUGAUCCAGCACUGUGUGGAAUAAAUGCAAAAUUUGGAGCUAUGCAGCUGCUGCAUGCACUGUGUCUAUUUAUUUCAAGUGAUAUGUUGGGCAGUGGUCUUUAGCUUGGUUUUCCUAGCAGAGCAAUUGUGGUCACCACUCUUUAAUCCGCGCCUGCUGUUUCCAUUGUAAGAGAAGUGUAUUUCAGAGCAGAUUCCAGCAGCACCUGAAAUUGAAAACUACAGACAACUGAUCCCUCAAAUCUUUUGAAAAUCAUAUGAAAUUAUGUACAUAUUGAUCUGUUUAAAAACUUCAGUUAUCUUAAAAAGUUAGUGAUGAGCUUAAGCUUUGAGUUUUUUUUGAGAUGAAGCCUUCUCUUGCUGAGGACCUUGUGGUGUGUUUGAAACCUAUUGCAGCCUGAGCGUUUUCAUUAGAAGCCCAGACAAUUAGAAUUGAUAGUUAGAUAAUGCAAAAUGCAUUGAACUGUUGUGUAAAAUGUGCAGGAUUUGUGUGGACACAUGUAUUUUUGAUGUUGUGUGAUCCUCAAUGUCACUUUUGUGUAUUUAAGAUAUUUCAAAACAUUCAUUUUCAGAGUUUAUAACUGACCUGAUCCAUUUGAAAGUUUUGUAGAAAAGUCAGUUUAUUUUUGAACCAUUCAUUAAAACUGAUUUCUAAAAUUGUGAA